GGAGGUGGUGGUCGACGACGGUGUACGCGACCGAGUAGUGGAGAAGUGUGGCGAGCGGAGAGAGAGAGAGGGAGAGAAAAGAGGAGUACUGCCACGACCAAGGAGGAGGGAGGGCGGCAGACGAGGAGGGGAACCGCCCGACCGAGUUGUUUCAUUCAUAAAAAAGUUCUUUAUUACUCUCUGUGAGCGCAUGUGCUAUUCCACGGAGGAGGACCUCCCCCGACCGGCGUAACCACGUUUACACACGGUAUUAUUUACUACUGCGCGAGAUACGAAUCGCUGCCACACGCCGUGGCAACGGUACGGCGUACGGAUCUCUCCCGUAUCGUUGCCCGUUGCCGUCCGCCUCUACUUCUUCGUCGUGCUUCUUUCGCCUUCGACGUUCUGCCAUCCACGUCGUUUUAAUAUCGUUCUACGUCGUUCCGCGUCGUUCUACGCUAUCGUUCCCGACGUGUCGUCAAAAGUGUCAUCGCCGUCUCUAUUCGAACCGCCGUUGUUUCACCAUCGCUGGACACCACCGCGGCCAAGGUUGCCGCGAUUCCACGGGGCUGCUUCUAUCGGAAACACCUUAUCGAGGCUGAUCGAAUCGGACGUCGGUGGACGAAGGACGUGGUACCCGAGGCACCACACACCACCACGCAUCGAGUUCGCGAGCUCUCUCUCUUUCUUUAUCGAGCACGUCGCGCGCGUGUGUCCCCUGUCUCGCGGACGAGCAAUUGGAAUUCCUCGCGUGUCCACACGCAGGCCCGAUAUAGUCGGAUGGCGCGAUCUGGAACGUGAACGUCGAUCGAUCGCCUUCUCGCGCGUCACAAGACCGCUCGAGGCUUGCUGUGACGCUUCGUGACAACGCUCGGGGAACCAACGAGAGAGCUGUCGUCCGUGAACCGCGACGAGGACGGGGAAGAAAGAAGAGAGAAGGAAAAAAGAACGAAAUAUACAUACAUCUCUUUCUCCUUUUUGUGUUGUGUCUCUGUGUGUAACCGACAGAUUCGUGCGCGACCGGUAAGGAAGAACGGGGAACAACGCGGUAAAUAUUCGCGAGAUUGGUUGGUGGAGGAAAGUGAGAGAGAGGGAAAGCAGGAAAAAGGAUAAAAUAAAAUCUUUCAUCCUGGAUCUAAGGACGACGAAUUUAGACGUUUACGUCGACGACCCUGAUCGGGUAUUGGACGUUCGCGACAAGUUGCGCGGCAGGGAUCGGAAAGUGGGCAAGAUAGAUCCGAAAGUGAUCGACGAAGGCAUCACGACGACGGAGGACGGAGGGUACGAGGAUCGCUUGCGGGAGGGCGCAAAAGAUAGUCGCCUCGCCGGGAUGAGGGGCGAGUCGGCGCGACCGGGUAAGCGCCCUUUAAGGGCGCUAUCCGCGUCGGAGAAGAUGGACGCGAUACAGAGGGUUCACGAGGGCGAGAGCAAAGCGUCGGUGGCGCGAGACAUCGGGGUGCCCGAGUCGACGUUACGGGGCUGGUGCAAGUCCGAGCACAAAAUCAGAGGCAUGGCGAGGAAUUCGUCGACGCCGGACAGCGAAGCCCACUCGCCAGCCUCGUCUUCCGGCGCGAAUGUCGCGGUCGGUAACUUGGCCGGUGGAUCGGCGAAUCUGUCGAGCGAGGACGAGGGUCCUUGCGUGAAGAAGUCGAAAAUAGAUCAGCAGACAUCGGUAACAAGCGCGGGCACGUCGUUCGUCGGUGGUGACGUUUGUACCGACGAUGGUAAACCGGAUAACAAACCGAAGAUCGAUUACGUGGGACUGAUGACCAGCAUGGCGGGCAUGAGACCCGAAAAUAGUUCGCUGCUCCUGCAGCAACUGGGCCUCCUGUCCAGUACCACUGGCGCGCUCGCCAAAAAUUUGUUGAGCAUGUCGCCGGCGCUGUCGCAUGGCAGCACCGUCGGCCUCGUCGAGAACGGGCUUCAGUACACCAAGGACAGGGCGAACGCGUGUAUCGCGAGCGCGAAUUUGAACAGUGGUAACAAGAGGCAUAGUAUCUCGGCGAUCGCACCCGCGCAAAUGGACUCCGUGGUGGCCAAGUCGUGCAGCACGCGAAAGAGUCUUCCACCUGCCGCGGAAGCACCGUCGACCCCGGUGCCCGCGUCGCCCAGGAAGACCAACGAGAACAACAGUAUUCAGAGAUCGACAAGCAAACCGAAAAAGGACGGGAACGUGAGCAGCGGUAACAAGAAGGUGGACGAGGCGCUAUGGUUAUGGCUGACGCAGCAGCAACAGCUGCUCGGUCAACAGUCGGCGAGUUUCAACCCGAGCAUCAAUCAGCAGGAUGGCUCGUGGUUCUGGCAGUGGUACAAACAGUGCAGCUUCCCGCUGAUAACGCCGACGCCGCUAGCGCCCAGCCCCGUUGCCAAGAAAUCGCCGAGCAAAGCGAGGGCCAUGCUCGACAACGUGCUUUGCAACAACAACAACGAGAACGUGAAACGAAGCCUCAACAUGGAGGAGGAGUCCGCCGCCGCGGUAGAGGACAUUGAGUCGACCGGCGGAGACGUGCCGAGCAGCACCGAGGAGGCGAUCGAGCACGGCGAAAAGUUCUACAAGUGGUUGGACAAAUGCUCCGAGCCGGCGGUCACGAGGCUCCAGAUUAUACAGUUCAAAUAUCUAUUGGACAAUCUGAAGGCGUGUAGGAAGAAGUCGUCGUCUAAUUCGAAACAAAGUAGAAAGUAGGCAAGAAGAGAAGAGACAAGCUGUGAUGCUAAAUAUAUAUCCUUAGGA
Eufriesea mexicana is the source of this 2710-nucleotide messenger RNA. It is a transcript of the gene dan, whose product is annotated as protein distal antenna. The transcript has a single exon. Gene Ontology annotation, molecular function: DNA binding. Bases 1310 to 2662 code for a protein of 450 amino acids. NCBI's taxonomy places the organism in Eukaryota, Metazoa, Arthropoda, Insecta, Hymenoptera, Apidae. The record is from RefSeq and is a predicted model, not a curated record.